AUGUGUUAUUGCAGUGCUAAACAAAUGGCUAAGCAAUACAGUCAACUUCAACCCUACUACAAUUCACGAUCAGUGCUCGUUGCCGUAGGCGACGAUUUUGCGUUUUCAGAUCCAGGGGAUCUACCACAAGUGCACAAAAUCUAUUCAAAACUUUUCUCAUACAUUAACUCACAUCCUCAUUUCAACAUGAAGGUGCAAUUCGGUACAGUGACCGAUUUUUUCGAUUCAUUGCAAGGGACCGAAUCAUUCCCUUUGCUUGAUGGUGAUUUCUUCCCAUAUGUAGAUAAUCUGAAUACGCUGAGUGGAAGUUGGACUGGUUUCUACAAUCAUCGACCCUAUCACAAGCGAUUCGAACGCAUCGUACAGGCGAAGUUGCGCGCUGUUGAUUUAUUAUGUGUUGCUGUUGGAACAUGUGCUGAAAUCAGUGAACGGAAUGAAAUUUCGAGACGUGAUUUAGCUCUAUUUCAACAUCAUGAUGCAAUCACUGGAACAAGUCAACGACCAGUUAUGCUUGAUUAUCUGAAGAGGUUUCAGUUUACAACUUUUGCUUUGUUGGGCUCCUCAGUUUCUCAGAGCAUAAUGGUGAAUUCAAAAAGGAAUCUGAUUCUCAAGUAA
Messenger RNA from Anisakis simplex (herring worm), 615 nucleotides. NCBI's taxonomy places the organism in Eukaryota, Metazoa, Nematoda, Chromadorea, Rhabditida, Anisakidae. The record is from the annotation of a GenBank genome assembly.